Myxozyma melibiosi is the source of this 1303-nucleotide messenger RNA. RefSeq lists its product as uncharacterized. Bases 196 to 1167 code for a protein of 323 amino acids. Lineage: Eukaryota; Fungi; Ascomycota; Lipomycetes; Lipomycetales; Lipomycetaceae. The record is from RefSeq and is a predicted model, not a curated record. The transcript has 2 exons.
UUCCUGUUGCUGUUUGCGUCUUUGCUGCUUCUGUGUUCUGUUAUAAUCACUACUCCGGCUUGUUUGAAUCGAGGACUGCGGUAGUUCCGCAUGGUCAGGCACCGCAGAUUCUGUCUGUCUGCUUGCUGCUGUUUGUGCUCGACAUUGGAACGCCCAUGCGAGGUACAUCAGAGUCAGAUUGGUUAAUAAGUCGAAAUGGAGUCGUCUCCGCCAGAUGGCUCAGAUCCUGGCGGUUCGUCCGGGGAGAGCAGUUCUCGGUCCUCAUCCGGCGCGUCACAAAGCAAACUCAAAAGAUCGCCGCUGUCGACAGUAUCAGUCGUGUUCGAAUCAGAGUAUAAGGAAGAUAGCAGAUCGACGGUUAUUAAUACAAGCGUAUCUGAGGGUCUGAACACGCUCAACUCUCUGAUGUAUGUCGAUACAGCGGGUGCGACGUCUGUUUCAAUAUCAAUAAGCUCGGUCAGAGAUGCAGAUACAGUCGGCAGUUCAGCAAGGUCAGUCAAUACAGAUCAGCCAGCAAUGGAUUCAGCCGUGUUGUCUAGUCCAGACGUCUUGCAAGAAAAUAUCGUCGGCAACUGGGAAACUGUUGGAGAGAGCGUUUGGGAUUCUAUAUUAGACAACGAAUCAUGGGGCGGGAAGGUAGAAGAAGCAGGAGAUUCAACAGUCAACAGUAGAUCACUCGCAGAUAAAGACACAGCACACGAGACUCUACCAACUGCAUCCUACAUCCCCAGUAUCCUCGAAGACUCGCCCGAACUCCGUCCACAGUACUAUGACGGCCCGUUUGCAGCCAACGGGCCAAACCGGCAAGAAAUCUACUCGCUUCUGGUGAAAUUCCCGCCCGAGCUGCGCAAAAUGCUGCGCAAUGACCUAGACGAUUGCCGCCUUUUCCCAUUCACACACACGCAUGAAAACACACGGGGUCUGUAUGAUGCUGGAGCCGGAUGCCAGAAAUGCCAGUUCCAGCAUGAUUAUGUGAAGACGGUUUAUACAAACUACUUGUACCUGAUACAGAGAGAGAAGGCGUAUGCGCUGGAGUAUAAGCAUGGACCGAUCACGAGGGCGGAGUACGAGAACGCGGGGAGGUAUGCGAGAGAGAUGACACACAACUGGCCAGAGGCAGAGGCGGAGGCGACAGAUAGUGACGGGGGGAAAGGGACAGAAGCAUGAUUGCUGUAGAUUGUAUUUAUACCAAGCUGCAAUGCAGUGAAGAGAAGUGAAGUGAAGUUGAUCCGCAGAUGUAAGCUGUAGUCAGAAGCCGUAGUCAGCUUGGAUUUAUAUCUGCAACAACCACGAUGCUGUUUGA